AUGGCUGCAUUUAUUUCUGAGAAUUUUAAAUUUGCUGCACUUUUCUUUAAGAGCAAGGAUGUAAUGAUCUUCAAUGGGCUGAUAGCCCUGGGAACAGUGGCCAGUCAAACAGCAUACAACAUAUUUGCCUUCGAAUGUCCAUGUUCUGCACAGAGAAAUUAUCUGUACGGGUUAGCAGCUAUUGGUGUACCUGCCUUAGCUUUCUUUUUAAUUGGAGUAAUGCUCAAUCGUAGUACCUGGGACCUUGUUUCGGAAUGUCGCAUCAGAAAAUGCCGGAAGUUCUCUGGGGCUGCUGCCUUUGCUCUGCUGGGUUCAAUAAUGGGCCGUGCAGUAGUGGCUCCAGUUACCUGGUCCGUCAUUUCACUCCUUAGAGGAGAGGCCUAUGUUUGUGCGCUUAGUGAAUUUGUGGACCCUCAGUCUUUGGAAAACUUUCCUUCCACUCCCCAAAGCCUAACAAUCAUGGCCCAGUUUCCCUGUAAGGAUGUGCCUGCAGAGCUGCUGCACUUUUGGAAAAACAUCGAACGGAGACUGAAAUAUGAAUCUCAGCUCUUGGGCUGGAUGUUGGUAGCUGUUGUCUCUUUCACUGUAUUCCUGGUGAUGUGUGGAAAGCGUUGCUGCUCUCCCCUGGGCUACCAGCAGGAGGCAUACUGGUCCACCUAUCGAGCCAGCGAGCAAACACUUUUCCAGCGUACUGCUGAAGCUCAUGCCAAGCUCCGUGCUGCUGAGAACAUCAGGACCUUCUUUGGGUUUGUUUCCCUGGAGGAUCAAGAAAAAGGGCUUCUGACAUCAUGUCAUGGGGCAAAACAGGCAAUUUCCAAUUUAGAAUGGAACCAGAUAACAGGAGUUUACUUAUACAGAGAGAAUGAAGGGAUUCCCCUGUACAGUCGGCUCAAUAAAUGGGCCGCUUACACAAUUGGGAACAAUACUGAGGGCUUUGAGAUGGACAUGAUAAGUUAAGGUGUGAAUGCUCGUUGACAAUAAUUGAUUACCAUAUGUUCAUUUCUCGUGGAUAACAGCUGUUCACUAAUAAGAUAUAGUACUUUACUAAACUUUCACUUUGUUUUGUUUGCUCCAGCUGUGCAAAUUUGUUUUUUGUGCUUGCUUUCUUUAUUUUGCUUAAAUUUCAAUAUAAUGAUGCACUACAUGAGAUGCAAACAUAUAUUUUUCCAUUUUUUUUACCUUGAUGAUGGUACGAAUUGUGUGAUACUUCAUCAGAAAUGUAUCUGAACACACAAUACAUACUGAAGCAACUUCUCUGCCAUUUGUAAGACAAUUUUUUUUAAAGGACCCGUAUUUUUUUAAUAUGUGUAUUAUGUGUAUAUUAUGUAUAUUGAAUUCUUUUUUGAUUGCUAGUUAAUAAUGCCCACAUUUGAUAUGGUGUUGAGAAUGUACUGUGUGUGUUAUCUCAGGUAGGCUGCAUGGUGGUACAGUGGGAAGCAUUUCUACCUCACAGCUCUAGGGUCCAGGGUUCAGUGCUGAGCUCUGGAUUCACAAUAGAGUGUCCUGGGUUUGCAUUUCAGGUUCUUCAGUUUCUGCUCACUGUCCCAAACACUUGCAGGUAGAUGGACUGGCUAUGCUAUGUUGUGUGAGUGAGUGAAUAGUGUGAAUGGUGUUCUGCAAUGGACUUGUAUGCCAUCGGGACUGCCAGGAUUGACUCCAGAUUUACCACAAGCCUAACCACAAUAAAGCGAUAUGUAUAGGACAUGUUGGUGUGCUGUCCAGACAACUAUUGUAAAAUACUGUAUGAUACUUCUGAAAAAUAAUGUACAAUAUAUUACAAUAUUUUUUGUUGUAUUUUAUUUGUGCAUUUGUUUUUUUUUUCCAUGAAUAUAAAUCACAUAUAAAUCAAACGUAAGCCUU
This is a messenger RNA of Hemibagrus wyckioides, 1860 nucleotides long. Its product is annotated as calcium homeostasis modulator protein 2-like. The record is from RefSeq and is a predicted model, not a curated record. The coding region runs from base 1 to 957 and encodes 318 amino acids. Gene Ontology annotation, molecular function: monoatomic cation channel activity. The transcript is spliced from 2 exons. NCBI's taxonomy places the organism in Eukaryota, Metazoa, Chordata, Actinopteri, Siluriformes, Bagridae.